CGUUUGUUUGUUUUUUAUUAUUUACGCACACCCCCUCCAAAAUCAGUCAUUUUCACCGCACGCAACAAUCGCCCCCCAUAUAUACAGACAAACGUUCUCUUCUAUACGCACUUUUCGUUUCCAGAUAAUACGUUUCUCCCUCUCUCUCUCUUUCUGUCUGUGUGAGUUCUGUACCUUCAGCAAUGGCUGCCGCGACUCUGAACGCUGCUGAUACGGAGAAGCUCAACAAGCUCAAAUCUGCUGUCGAUGGACUCAACCAAAUCAGUGAGAAUGAGAAAAAAGGAUGCAUCAACCUCGUCGCUCGCUAUCUCAGUGGCGAAGCGCAACAUGUGGAAUGGAGUAAGAUCCAGACGCCUACUGAUGAAAUAGUGGUUCCUUAUGAGAGCCUGGCACCCACUACCGAUGAUCCCGUGGAGACGAAGAAGCUGUUGGACAAACUUGUUGUCCUAAAGCUUAAUGGAGGUUUGGGGACAACUAUGGGUUGUACUGGUCCCAAGUCUGUCAUUGAAGUUCGGAAUGGGUUGACAUUUCUUGACUUGAUUGUUAUCCAGAUUGAGAAUCUCAAUUCAAAAUACGGGUGCAAUGUUCCCUUGCUUCUAAUGAACUCUUUCAACACUCAUGAUGAUACAUUGAAGAUCGUGGAAAGAUACUCUAGCUCAAAUGUUGAAAUUCAUACUUUUAAUCAGAGCCAGUAUCCUCGUCUCGUUGUUGAAGACUUUAGUCCACUGCCAAGCAAAGGACAGACUGGCAAAGAUGGAUGGUAUCCUCCUGGCCAUGGUGAUGUAUUCCCAUCCUUGAAGAACAGUGGCAAACUUGAUGCACUGUUAUCAAAGGGUAAGGAGUAUGUUUUUAUCGCCAACUCAGAUAACUUGGGUGCUGUUGUUGACUUGAAAAUCUUAAAUCAUUUGGUCCACAACAAGAAUGAAUACUGCAUGGAAGUGACACCCAAAACCUUGGCCGAUGUGAAGGGUGGUACUCUCAUUUCUUAUGAAGGAAGGGUUCAGCUACUGGAAAUAGCACAGGUUCCUGAUGAUCAUGUCAAUGAAUUCAAGUCAAUAGAGAAGUUCAAAAUUUUCAACACAAACAAUUUGUGGGUAAACUUGAAGGCAAUUAAGAGGCUUGUGGAAACUGAUGCAUUAAAGAUGGAGAUCAUACCAAACCCAAAGGAAGUGGAUGGAAUCAAAGUUCUUCAGCUGGAAACUGCAGCUGGUGCAGCAAUUAAGUUCUUUGAUAAUGCCAUUGGUAUCAAUGUACCUCGAUCUCGGUUCCUUCCAGUGAAGGCAACUUCGGAUUUGCUUCUUGUCCAGUCUGAUCUCUAUACAUUAGAAGAUGGCUUUGUUACCCGAAAUGAAGCUAGGAAAAAUCCUGCAAAUCCUUCCAUUGAAUUGGGGCCUGAAUUUAAGAAGGUUGGCAACUUCCUGAGUCGAUUCAAGUCUAUACCUAGUAUCAUUGAGCUUGACAGCCUUAAAGUGGCCGGUGAUGUAUGGUUUGGUACUGGUGUUACUCUCAAGGGGAAAGUGAAUAUUAUAGCAAAACCUGGGGUGACGUUAGAAAUACCUGAUGGAGCUGUACUUGGAAACAAGGAAAUCAAUGGCCCUGAGGAUCUCUAAGCAAGUUGCUUUGAAAAGUAUUGGAGAGUGUGCUCUUCACGCAGACCUUUUUUUUUUUUUUUUUUUUUGGUGCAAUGCUCUUUGUACUCUGAUAAGUAAAAUACAAGCUCAGUUUUGUUUGCAGUGUUUUUAAAUGUGGAAGGCCUUUGGGCAGGUUAUAACUUACCCUUUUGUUUUAUGAAUGAAAAUUUGAUGGGAAGUUUAGAAGUAAAGCGAAAAUAUAUAUAUAUUUUCUUUUUUUAAAGAA
Messenger RNA from Alnus glutinosa, 1857 nucleotides. Its product is annotated as UTP--glucose-1-phosphate uridylyltransferase. The coding region runs from base 183 to 1610 and encodes 475 amino acids. Gene Ontology annotation, molecular function: UTP:glucose-1-phosphate uridylyltransferase activity. Lineage: Eukaryota; Viridiplantae; Streptophyta; Magnoliopsida; Fagales; Betulaceae. Gene Ontology annotation, biological process: UDP-alpha-D-glucose metabolic process; glycogen metabolic process. The record is from RefSeq and is a predicted model, not a curated record. Gene Ontology annotation, cellular component: cytoplasm. The transcript has 20 exons.